UGUAGGCAUUUAACGAAGGAGGACGGUCGUUUGGUGAGGAGAAUGAACACGUGAGAUCGGAAAAGGAGAGAGAGAGGUAGAGAGAGAGAGAGAGAGAGAGAGAUAGAUAGAUAGAUAAGAGCAAAUAAAAGUGGGUGAGAGGAAGAAGAGAAGAUAGAAGAAGGGGCGGAAGGAGGAAGCGAAGGUAGUUUGAGCGUCUAUCACGUAUGUUCGUAUCACCAUUCUACGUACCGGCGACGAAACGAAGAAGAAAAUUAGUAUUCCGUUUGGUGAAAAUCUUAAGGACGUCGAAAGAUCGCGAAGAGCAACGUACAACGGUUGAUUAUUUUCGUAAUAUCGAUCGAGAAACUUUUCACCUUUGCAUGCAUUCCGAAUACCCUUUCUCUUCGUUUUCUUUCUAUAAUCAGUAGUUCCGUUGACCGAUUCGACCGAUUCUAUUUGUCAUUGGAGUUCCUCUUAACGUGUUUCGAUUGGAUUGAAAAAAAUAAAAGAUUUCAACGAAUUCCUGGGAAAAAGGAAAAGGAGAAGGGGAGAGAGAGAGGAGGAGGAGGAGGAGGAAGAGAAAAACGCUUUAGUGGGAUCGAUAGAUCGAGCGUAGGGGCUACAACACUGUGACUCGCGAUCGUGGGUGUGGGUGUUGGGUGCGAGUGUGCUUUCCCAGCCGCGUGUGCUGCUUAGGUGCGUGCGUGAGUGCGUGCGUGUGUGUGUGCGUGAAGAGAAGAGGAGGCGACGCGUGAAGACGAGGACGACAACAACAACGAAGACGAGGACGACGGCGGCGACGGCAGCGGCAGCGGCGGCAACGACGACGACGGCGGCGGCGGCGGCGGCGGCGGCGACGACAACGAGGAGGACAACCACGACGACGAUCAAGACGACUACUACUACUAUUAAAGGAGCCGACGGGAUGGAAGGUAGUUCUCAGCCACCGCCGUCGUCAUCGGAUAUAAUGAUGGGAAAGGAGAACGAGGAAGAAUCAAAGAUAUGUAGAAACGUCGAAAAGUCUGCUGCUGCCGCCGCCGCCGCCGCCGCCGCUGCUGCUGCAGCUGCCGCCUUGGUGGUGACCUCCUCUUCUGUCUCGUCCUCCUUCUCGUCCUCCACCUCGUCCUCCACCUCUUCUUCCUCUUCCGUCUCGUCUUCGUCACUAUCCUCCGCCUCUUCUACCUUCUCCUCGUCUUCGUCUUCUUGCUUCUCCUCCUCUUCCUCCUCCUCCUCUUCCUCCUCCUCAUCCUCCUCUUCCAUAUCCUACUGGUCAAAUUCACCUGAUGCAACGUUACCGAACGAACCGGACUAUCGUGGCCGGGCUUCAAAUCUAAGAUCUAAUUCUUCUUCCCCGAUCCCAAUCACAUCUCCGUCCCCGCCAGGGUGUGGCUGCGUCGCGGCCGCAGCCGUCGAACCCGACGAGAUCACGAUCAGCAUCACCCCGACAACUGGUGGACAAUUUGAUCUUACGGUCGAUCGUUCCGAAACUAUCGAAAAUCUUAAGAAGAUCAUUUCAAAGAGACUCAAGGUCGCUAAAGAACGCAUCUGUUUGUUGCACCUCGAGAGACAGCUACGCGAUGGAACUCUUGAGGAAAAUCGUUUGCAAGAUGGAAGUAGACUCACAUUAUUGCCAAGUGUGGAAACAGGAUUAUUGGCACAACGCCCAGAGCAAAGCGUAAUGCAAGCAUUGGAGAGUUUAAAUGACUCGCAGGUGAACGACUUCUUGUCUGGAAAGGCACCUCUAAAUCUGACGAUGCGGUUGGGCGAUCACAUGAUGCUGAUUCAACUGCAGUUAUCGACGGUGAGAGUGCCUUUACCAGGUAGCAAUCAAACGAACGGCAGCGGUACUACUAGCUUGACCGUCGGCGGAAACAACGGCGGUGGAAACGGACCGAAUCUUUCGACGAAUCACGUUUCGCCCUCACUUCAAAGUAGGCGAUCAACGGUGUUGGCGGCACGUUCUACAGCGAGUUCUACGGCGAAACUUCAACGAGGAAGCGCAGCAGCCCGUACGUCCUCCCUCGUAAGCCGUUUGGCAUCGGCUUUACAUGCUGCGGCGAGCUGCAGCACAAGUUUAUCGACAGCGACCAAAACGACAAGUUCAGUCUGUUCCAGUCGCGCUACCACUGCGUUUUCGGCUACCAACUGUUCGAGUAUGUGCCAGUCUCGACUUCUCUAUCAUCAUCAUCGUUACCACAAUCAUCAUCAUCAUCAUCACCACCACCAUCACCGCCAUCAUUCGAGGUAUAAGCCAACUUGUACCUCGUCCUGUACUUCUCCCUCCCCUUCAACAUCCUCUCCCUCUUCUUUUCCUUUUUCCUCUUCUUCUUCUACCUCCUCCUCCUCCUCCUCUCUACCAUCAUCUCUCGCCUCACCCUCAUCUCUCUCCUCACCCUCCGGCACCAUCUCCUCUUCUUCAACCACCUGCUCCACUACUACUGCCGCCGCCGCCGCCGCCGCAGCCGCAGCCGCAGCCGCUGCUGCUGCCGCUGCCACUAAUGCUGCCACUGCCGCCGCCACUGCUGCAGCCGCCGCCGCUGCUGCUGCUGCUGCUACUGCUGCCGCUGUUGCUACCACUACUACUACUACUACCUCAUCCUCGACCAUUUCCAUCGACCAUUUGCAACAAUCUACCUCCAUCAAUUACACUUGCUCUGAGUCAACCUCCUCGUCGUACGACUCUACGACGCCAGCGAGCAAAAAGCUUUGCACCGCUCAUCACGUGCAUCAAUCGACGCUCGAAACAUCGAAGAGAAACGGAGAGGAUGGCACGGAUAUCACGACGCAGACUUCUCCUCUACCCUCCCUCAUGGACAAAAGUGCCAAGCUCGCCCUAGACACCCGAGCGUUAGCCGAGGCAUCCCGUAAUUUGACGCAGAAACUGAAGCAGCUCUCCUCUGAGGUAUUCACCUCGCGGGUCGACCUCGCAGAGGAAAAUGCGAGACACAGGCAAGGAGCGAUGAUAGAAAGUAUGCAUCAUCAUGGGAAGGGAGUAUAUUCUGGAACCUUCAGUGGGACCAUCAAUCCAGCGCUUCAGGAUCGACAUGGUCGUCCCAAAAGAGAUAUUAGUACUAUUAUUCAUAUUUUAAAUGAUUUGUUAUGCGCUACACCUGCCGCUACAGCAGGGCAUUAUAGGCAUCAUCAUAGGCAUUCGAAUAGCCGUCAACAAUGUCCUUCUUCAUCUAAUGGAGCACCAACUUCAGGAACUGGAACUUCUGUUGGUGUAGGCUGUCAUGAUUCAAACACAUCAGGACAUUCUUUGGAAGAAUUAUCGAAAGAAAACGAAGCUACUAAGGGAAAAAUGCGGCGUUUGCGUUUAGUCAUGGAACAACGUCGUACUAAAAGAAAAGCUAGACGGGAAGCACGUGCAGCACCGCAUGCUCCACAGUGGGCUGCUAUGACACCCGAUCCUAUUUCAAAUCAUGAUGCAAGUGCUGCAACAGCAUCUGCUUCGAGCAACUCCAAUACGGCUGAAUCGCAAAACGAACCGGAACUUCAACCGUGUAGUCCCGAACCAGUUGUUGCUUGAAUUUAUUAUUAUUAUUAUUAUUAUUAUUAUUCUUUUUAUUAUUAUUAUUAAUUAUUAUUAUUAUUAAUUAUUAUUAUUAUUAUUCAAAUUCAUCCUAUAAUAUUAGUACUUUUGGUUAAAUGAGUAUAACGAGCCUCGUUGGAUAUAUCACACUGAUUUAUUACUGUAGGUGUUGGAGCCCUGAUUGAUUGUUAAUUUGAAGCGUCAUGUACAUAUGUAUCUAUUAAGUUUUGCAAACGAGUUAACUCGUUAUUUCUAAAAUACGAUUUUUAUAAAUAACGAGUGACAUUAUUGGAUAUUGUUACGUAGCUCGCGGAUUUAAAUGAUUAUCUAUGUUUUUUUACACUUUUUAUAUAAGAUCGAGAUAACACAUCACGAUUGAUGUAUUUGCACUUUGCUAUUGUUACGUUAGUUUCAAGGCGAAUGCACAAACAGUCAAAUCGUUCGAUCUUUUGUUUCUUUUUUUCUUUUUUCUCUUUCUUUCUUUCUUUCUUUCUUUCUUUUUUAGAAAUUUAAUAUGUUUAUUAUUAUUAAAUUGUAACGAGAGAGAAAAUUGGGAGUACUCAGGACUCGACUGUAGUUGACAAUAAUUGUAUCUUGCUGAUAAGUCAGUGUGAGACCAGUAUACACUCGAUCAUGUCAAUAACACGAGAACGAUCGAUUUAUAAAAAAAGAAAUGUUGUAAGAUUUUAUUGAAAAUGGGAUGGUAUUUCAGCUAGAAUGUUGUCGCCGGUAGAGAGACUAAAUACUUCUUGGAUAAUGAAAAAAAAAAAGAAAACUAUAUUCGCACCAUUUUAAUCGUUAUUAUCAGAGUUACUACUCCAUGAUGUGUACGCGUAUGAUUAUACUUUUACUAUUGGCGUAUAGAGAAGUUUUGUAUGACGGAAGAAUGAAAUUUCCUACGUAGGUAUAAACAAUAUACGCGCUGAGAGUAACUGUUUCAAAAGCAAUAUAUCGUCAAGACUUCGUUGAAAAUAGAAAUCUUGCAAAACGAAAGACACUCGUUAUAGCGUGACUUUUUAUUAUGUAUAUUUCAAUUCAAAGAAACAACUUCAAAAGCCAAUUUGUAUUUUCAGAAGACAUUUACAAAUUGUUUCUAUCUUUAAUCGCAAUAAUUUGUAAGUAGGAUAUAUAAGCACUAUUUUAACGUCACUUUCGUUUAUUCUUUCAAAUAUGUUUUAUUUAAUUAGAAAAAUCAUAUCAGCUAAUUAUAAUAUUACAUACGAAUGAUUAAUUUAAAUAUUUACAGAAACAUCAAUAAUAUAACUAUUUCAUAUAAUCCGAAGAGAAAGAGAGAGAGAGAGAGAGAGAGAGAGAGAGAGAGAGAGAGAGAGAGGGAGGGAGGGAGGGAGAGAGAGGGAGAGAGACAGACAGUCCAAUCGAGCACUUAAAAUGGCAUUAAAUUACUGUGCAUAUGUGGUGGGUGGUUAGAUCGAGCCAUUUCUCUAUAACACCGAGUCACGCGCGUUAUUACUCUUUCUAAGGAUCAUUCGUGCAUUGUAUUAUUCAAUGUAUAAUUGAAAUAAUACGUGAUCCUAUAGUUACAAUAAGAUGAUCCUAAAUGCAUGGUCCUAAUGCUACUUUGUUUAAUUUGUUUACGUUUGUUAGGUACUAAAUAGUAUAUCAUCUACUGAUAGUAUAUUGUGUUAGAUUACUUAGGGAAAAAAAAGAAAAGUUAUAUUAUAAUUAUUACUAUUAUAUUAUCAUUAUUAUUACUACUACUAUUACAGUUUUACACAAACUGGCUCAAUACUGUAACAUAAAAUUAUUCAACUUUAUCGAGUACCAAAAUAAACGAAAUUGCUUGAUAAGUUAAAAUAAUGUUUAACUAUCAUGCCUUCUUAAAUUUCUAUCUCGAUCGUAUCUAAUAUUUCCUAAUGAUUUAAAUUGUUUAAUAAUUUUGUUUUAUUUUACUAAUUCAGUGAUUACCAUGUUCGAAAUAUAUACUAUUUAAAAUGUUCAAAAACUUUAACAAAAUAUUUAAAAUGAAAGAGACCGUUGUAAAUGCUAUGUCGAUAAUAUAGAAAUUUAUAUUUUGAUUUUAACAUUUGAAAUUAAAUAAUUUUUUUUUGAAGAUAUCAGAUUAUUUAUUUUAACAAAUUAAUUAUGAUUUUUUUCUUUUCUUUAUAAUUUUAUUUAGUAAACAACUGAAUUUAAUCAUGUCAUACUAUAUUGAUCUUUAGUACCUCCUAUCGAGUAUUAUGAGAACUAAAUGAUUCCUUACCAAAUAACACGCAUGUAUUUAUAAAAAUAAUUGAAAAAAUAUAUUAAAAUACUUCACACACA
Molecule: messenger RNA, 5797 nt
Organism: Vespa velutina
Lineage: Eukaryota; Metazoa; Arthropoda; Insecta; Hymenoptera; Vespidae
Product: midnolin-like
Exons: 6
Coding region: 908-3511 (867 amino acids)
Cellular component (GO): nucleus
Molecular function (GO): protein binding; ice binding
Source: RefSeq, a predicted model, not a curated record